Labeo rohita (rohu) is the source of this 6773-nucleotide messenger RNA. It is a transcript of the gene tdrd6a, whose product is annotated as tudor domain containing 6. Gene Ontology annotation, biological process: spermatogenesis. Lineage: Eukaryota; Metazoa; Chordata; Actinopteri; Cypriniformes; Cyprinidae. The transcript is spliced from 16 exons. The coding region runs from base 284 to 6604 and encodes 2106 amino acids. The record is from RefSeq and is a predicted model, not a curated record.
UCGUGGCAUUUAGUUAACGUUACGUAUCUCUUAAUUACUUCGGUUAAGUGUCGGAUUUAGAAGUAGUUCGUUUUCCCUGAUUUUUGUUUAACUGAAACUUUGUUGUUUGCUAGAACUUCUAAAAGUAUCACGGGGUGAAAAUCCAUUUUUCGGUACUUAAUCAUUAAUCCUCCUCGACGGCUGACAAGAAGCCAAGAUGUCGUUGGUCAACACUGAACUAAAAGCGGAAUAUACCCUGAAGUGAUACACCUACUAGAGUGAGUGAGUUGCAGAAGGAACCACAAUGUGUUCUAUUCCGGGACUCCCAUCAACGGGUUCAAAUGUACCCGUACUCAUUACCAGAGUAAACCUAAACCCGGCAUGUGUUCUGGUAGAGUUUUGGGGGAAUUUUGAUCAAGACCGAAAGUUUGCUUAUCAGCAGCUAAAAAAGGAGAUUCAGUACCCCAGAGAGGGUUUUUGUGAAUCGGAUGGAAACCCUGGUGACUUGUGCCUUGUACGAGUGUACGAAACAUGGUACAGAGCCCGUAUAGUGUCUAGAGACACUGACGAGUACAGCGUGUUUUUAAUUGAUGAAGGCAGAACGCUGCGUGCAACUGUAAACACUUUAGCAUGGGGCAAAAGUGACUUUUUCUAUCUUCCCCCUGAAGUUGAAUUCUGCGUUCUUGCCAAUGUCCUGCCGCUGUCUCCUGAAAACAAAUGGUCAGCAAUGGCCUUAGAGUUCAUGAAAACCUUCUGUGGUCGAAGAGUCAAUGCCACUGUCCAAGAUGUUCUUGUGCCUCAUCGAACAUUCCUUCUCGACAUUCCUUGCCUGUCCAGACAGAUGUUUGAAAUGGGCUUUGCGAAGAAGUUGUACAGUGAUCGUUUCAAGGAGUUCGUUUCCAGAUCUUUGCAGGCCAGCAGUGGAACUGGAGAACCUCAGAGAAUUUCUUCCAUUAGGACCAAACCAGUUGAGAUCAUUGAGCAAAUAGAGAAGCAGCAGGCCUACAUGUACCCAGAGCUGCAAACCGAUACUGUUGAGACUGUUGUGGUCACAGAAGUAACAAGUCCAUUUAGAAUAUUCUGUCAGCUUAAGGUUUUCUCUCAGGAGCUGAAGAAGUUAACAGAACAGAUAACUCUGCAUUACGAGGGAAGAGUUGGAUGCAAUUUUGCAAGACCUGAGAACUUAGGCAGCCCAUGUGCAUCAAGAGGAAAUGACGGCAAAUGGUAUCGUUCUGUGCUGCAACAGGUCAUGUCUGCCAACAAUGUGGUUGAGAUUUUGCAGGUGGAUUAUGGGAAGAAGCAGUUUGUACAAGUUGAGAAUGUCAGACCACUCGCCCCUGAGUUCUUCAGGAUGCCUGUUGUAACGUACGUGUGCUCCCUUCAUGGAAUAGCCGACAGAGGUAUUGGAUGGACAGCUUCUCAGAUCGAUUACCUGAAGUCUCUCCUGCUCAACCGCACAGUGAUCGCCAAGUUUCAGUAUCAAAGCCUUUCUGAAGGUGUCCACUAUGUCACGCUUUAUGGAGAGGAGAACACAAACAUCAACAAGUUGUUUGAACUGAAACAGAAAUGUUCACUGGUAUCUGACAUGACCCUUACAGAUUUUGCUGUUCAGAAGAGCCCAUCAUCUCAGAAGAGCAAAAUUUUAGAGACAACCAAGACCACACACAUUGAUGAAACCUACUCUGACCUUAAAGGGAACAAGCCGGUCUUUUUCACCGAGAGUCUCACACCUAACACUUCACAUCUGGCUGUUGUACAGCACGUUGAGAGCCCUGGAAAGUUUUGGAUUCAAACCCAGCGGUAUGCUGAUGAAUUCAGUCAGCUAAUGAAUGGUCUUGGAAAUCUGUACAUUGAUCCAGCAAGCUCUGAAGGAUUGGUAAGAAAGCCUGUCGUUGGUCUCCUCUGUGCAGCUAAAGCCCAAGAUGGUGUGUUCUAUAGAGCGGCUGUCUAUAAGGUAAUUGACAAGAAAGCAUUAGUGUACUUCCUCGACUAUGGCAACACAGAGCUUGUUGAUUGUGUCAACCUCCGUCAGUUGCCUCUGAGAUUUCAGCAGCUGCCUGCUGUGGCAGUAAAGUGCUCCCUCUAUGGCAUAAAAUCCAGAAUGAAACAUUGGGACGAGAGGGCUACAUUGUUCUUUUCGAGACUCGUCGAAGACAGAGUACUUGAUUUGCAUGUACAAGACAAGCAUCAAGACACUCACAUGGUCCAGUUAGUGGAUCCGAGUUUAGAUGGAGAAAAUGAUAUAAGCAAGCUGUUGUGCAAUGCAGAUUUUGCGGACAGUGAAAAGACCUUUGUGGAAAGUUAUGCCACAAGAUCUGGUGUUUUCUUAACAGGAGCUCGGCCUCAAACACCUUCCACUUCUUCCACCAUAACGGACAGUGCAUCCGCUUUCAAGGAGUACUUGUUUCCCAUCGGAAGUUCACUGGAGGUAACUGUCUCCUACAUUGAAAGUCCUAAUGACUUCUGGUGUCAAAAAGCUAGAAAUGCAGCAUGCUUAGAAGUGCUAAUGCAAGACAUUCAGCGUUUCUAUGCUCACAGUGAAUUUCAGCCACCUUUGGAAGCCACUUGUGUUGCCCGUCAUCCUGAGACAGGGAUAUGGUACAGAGCCUUGGUCAUUCAGAAGCACCAAACCCCUCAUGUUGAUGUCUUGUUCGUCGACUACGGACAGACAAAGAAGGUUGCUGUUGAGGAUCUUCGAAAAAUCACUCCAGCAUUCUUGAAGAUGAAAGGACAAGCCUUUCGAUGCAGUUUGUAUAACCUGAUCCAACCAGUUUCCCACUCAGCUUUAGACUGGAGCCCAGAAGCCACAUUGCAGUUUCAAGAGUUUGUUGACACAGCAGCGUCCAUGAAUGUGCCCUUAAAAUGCACCAUAUUUGCUGUCAUGUAUGACUCCCAGAAGGUUGUGUUCAAUGUGGUAGACUUGGAGACUCCAUUCCAAAGCAUUUGCAAUCUCCUUGUCCAAAGACGUCUAGCUGACCGUGCUCCUUCAAAGAAAGCUCCUCUUCCACCCUUUCGCCUGGACACCUACUAUUACUCCACACAUGGAGUCAAGACUGGAUGUGAAGAGGAAGUGAGUGUCACCUGUGUGAAAAGUGUCACUCAGUUCUAUUGCCAUCUUGCCAGGAAUUCAGAGGAGAUUGAGAAACUUUCAAACAAGGUCAACUCCCUGUGCCGUCAGCUAGAGGCAACCAAGUGUCCUCAGACUUUUGGAACAGUUUGCUUUGCAAAAUACACAGAUGGACUUUGGUACAGAGGCCAAAUAAAGUCUACAAAACCAUCAGUUGUGGUCAAUUUUGUGGAUUACGGCGACACCUUGGAAGUUGGAAAAUCAGACUUGCUGCCAGUUCCAAUUGAAGCAGGAGAGAUCAUGUCCUUCCCAGUGCAAGCAAUUGAAUGCGGGCUCUCAGACAUGCCUGAAGAUGUGCCAUGUGAAGUGGGAAACUGGUUCCGUAAUUUUGCGGACAGUCAUUGUUUCACUGCUUUGAUUGUGGCAAAAGACCCAAAUGGAAAGCUUUUGGUGGAACUUUAUGAGGGGAAAACUCAAGUGAAUGCACUGAUCAGACAGAAAUUUCACAAUGAAAUCCAUAGAAAUGAGCCAAGCGCAUUCAAAGGAUAUAGUUCAAAGAACAGAAGUGCACAAAGUGGGGCAACCCAUAUGAAGGAAAGUUCCAGUGGCCCAAAGCGAGAUUUCAUGGAUCAAGGUCCGCAAUCCUGUGAAAGUUACGGAGCACAACAAGGUAAUGCUGAAUCAAAACAGCCCCGGAGCAAGUGGGGAUUCAAUACAAAUGGUCGACCGGAACCAACAAGAGAUUUCGGGACAUUGCAUAGUUCCCAGAAACAUCACGAACCACAAGGAAAGUCCAACGAUAGAGCUGAUGUGCGUCGCCCUUGUCCAUCUGACAAAACUGAUGCUGUAAAACCCAAGUCUCAGCCUCUUUUUAACGAAUCAGCACUCCCAGUGAAAGUCAUAAAACCAAGUCUAGAAGCCGAAGUGUUCAUCUCCCAUUGCAAUAGCCCUUGUAGCUUUUUUGUUCAGUUUGCAACUGAUGAGGAUGACAUUUAUUCGCUCGUGGAGAAGUUGAAUGCUGACCAGUCAAGGUGCACAAACAUCGAUGCCAGUGAUAUUCGUGAGGGAGACUUGGUUUGUGCAAUGUUCCCUGAAGAUAACUCCUGGUACCGUGCAGCAGUGAGGAAAAACACUGGUGACACAAUCAAUGUUGAAUUUGUUGACUUUGGAAACACUGCUACGGUUCCUGCCUCAAAAAUAUGCCGACUUGAUCAAGCAUUUGCUUUGCUUCCUAGGUACAGCAUCCACUGCUCUGUACAUAAACUGAAUGUUGAAAGUGGUGACCAAGAACUUGCACCCAACUUCAAACGAGUAAUUGAACAAAACAUUGAAAAGGUCAUGUGCACAUUUGUGAAGAUGUCUGGGAAUGUUUGGGAAGUGAAACUUGAUGUUAAUGGUGUAAUGCUGGGAUCCACCCUUAGCAAUGAUGCUACACCAGCAGCUGAGCUUACGACCCUAAGUGUCAAGCAGACAUCUGAAAUCAAGCUUUGUACCCAAUACAAGAACCCUGACGUAUCAGCUGGACAGCUGAUCACUGGAUACACCUCAUUCAUCAAGAGUCCUCAGCUCUUCUGGUGUCAGUAUGCAACAUCGGACAAACUUCAAGAGAUCUCAGAUGCGUUACAGAGUGCUGGCAAUGCAUCAGAAGAUACUUUGAGUGAGGAAUCUCUUCCAGUUGGAAGUGCUUGCAUUGCUCUUUUCACUGAUGACAAUUUGUGGUAUCGAGCUAAGGUUACAUCUAGAGACCUUGACACACUCUCCAUUACCUUUGUAGACUAUGGAAAUGAAGCAAAAGUCAAUAUCUGUGACGUUAAAGCACUUCCACGGGAGCUAUCAGAUGUGCCCCCUCAGGCAUUCGACUGCCAGCUUGAAGGUUUUGAUCUUUCCAAGGGUUUCUGGGCUGAAGAGGCAGAUGAUGCAUUCUUUGAGCUAGUUAAUGACAAGCCUUUAAAUAUCAUUGUUGAGAAAAUGGGGAGCUCUGAAAGGCCAAACCUUGUCAAGCUGGAUUGCAAUGGUGUUGUUGUCAAUGAUACCAUGAGAAGCUAUUGGAAAAGUAAAAAUCUUGAAACUCCAUCUGUUGAGCUCCUAAGUGGAGCAAAUCUGGUGUACGACGAUGGCUCUGACUCGGUAGUUAUUCAUGAUUCAGACACUCAACAUGCUGACAAUGAAACCUGCACUUCAGUUCUCGAAAUGCAUCAUUCUGAACAAGAGCAGCUUGAUUUACUGACAAGUACAAAAGUUGGAAAUGAAGCACAGGAUGAUGUGCUCGAAAUGAUUACUGGAGAUGAUCCCUCACCUGAUGCAGUGAGUAUAGUGCCCUCUGAUGCACAAGGGGACCUUGAAACCAUAUGUGUCGUAGAUGAACCAGUUUCAGCUUUCACAAACCAGCAUGCCUUUGCCGAAGAGACCGACCCAACUGCUGUUCCUGUAGUUUUGCCACAGCACUCUGAGGGAGCUACACCUAGUAUUAUCUCAGAGAACAUAGAUAGCUUCUUGAUGAACAACACAGAUUCUCAGUUAUGCAUUGUUGAGGGACCAGAGUCACCAUCACUUGAGAUCAUUCAAUCAGACUUGGGCUGUUUAAGGCGAGCAACAGAGAAGAAGCCUGCUGGGUCAGAAUGUGUGAUAUGGUCACAUGUAAGAAGAACUUGGUGCAGGGCGCGAGUUUUAAAAAGUUCUGAAGACACUGUAUUGGUGUUGCUUGUGGAACAUGAUUCUGAGGUGGUAGUAGAUCCUUUCAACAUCUUUGAAAUUCUGCCAGACAAGCCACUGCAGAUUUCCUGCAUUGAAGCUGCAGUUCCAAGAGAUGAAGCAACCAAGGAGAAACAUACUGCAUUGAAGAACGAUCAUUCAAAGGCGGGAGAUUCAGAAUAUUCCACUGUUGUUGCUUCAGAGUCUGAGGAACCAAAUGGUGAAGAAGCACACAUUGACCAAAUGGAUCCACUUGAUGAACUGGCAGACCAGCCUCAAGCCACGGGGUGUGUGUCCUGUUCAAUUGUUUUGGUUGAAGAUUCUGAGGUGGAAGAUGCAUCGCAGGAAGGUGCACAAGUGGGUGAUCUUGUUCAAGUACUGAGUCCAGAAAGCAAGGAGCCCCAAGAGGAUUUAAAUACUUCGGUUGGAGAGCAAAGAGAAGAUGCAGCCACAAUAAGUACUGGUGUGGAUCUACUGAUGGAUUUCCUUGAUGUGGCUCGCCAUGAUAAGGAUGUGCGUGAGACUGAGCUUCAAACGGAUGACUUGCUUGACGAGUUUAAUAACGUUACUGAAGAUCUUAUCGUUCUUACCAGUGAUGGAACAGAGUCUGACACAGCAUCUGAUGACACUCUUCAGGGUGAUGCAGUGACUAUAGAAAUCCAUACUGAUGCUGAAGAGUCUUCAUGCUUACAAGAAACAUCAGAUGCAUCCAAUUGCACCAGCGCAGAGGAUUCACGUCUCACUCAUCUGACCCUGAAGGUUGAGGACGCAUCUGACGAUGAUGUCAUUUUUGUUGGUGUUUUGCAAGAAUCCCAAGCAGAAGUAAAUGAACCAGAGAGUGAAAAUGAAAAACAGAAACUUGACUAAAGUAUACAUUGUAAACCUCUGAAGAGGUGGUUGAUGUAUCCUAAGAGGCAAGUUUAUGUAGUAAUGUUUUUUUUUUUUUUUUUGUUUGGUUUUUUUUUUUUUUUUUUUUUUUGUUAAUCACAUUUAAGUUGCCAGUAGCUUGAUGUAAAGUGUUUUUUUUUUUUUUUUU